Pisolithus orientalis is the source of this 2577-nucleotide messenger RNA. RefSeq names its product T-complex protein 11-domain-containing protein. The record is from RefSeq and is a predicted model, not a curated record. Lineage: Eukaryota; Fungi; Basidiomycota; Agaricomycetes; Boletales; Pisolithaceae. The transcript has 3 exons. The coding region runs from base 1 to 2577 and encodes 858 amino acids.
AUGGGCGAUCUCGGCCAUCCUCUCCCCCCCGUCAACUGCAGAAAACGAAAGGCCGAUGCUGAAGAGGAGUGUCAGCACCCAGCGAUCUCUCAGGAUGCACAUACACCAACCACCAGCGACGACAUCCUCGUAGGUGACAACAGCGUCGCCCACUACGCCCCACGCCAGCCACCCUCCAGCCCAUGGCUCUCGACGGACACCGCCCACGCUGUUUGGCCCUCAGAGUCCUCUCCAACCGACCCCUCUCCCUCCUCUCCCUUGUCCCCCUCGUCUCCCACCGCUGAUCCGUCCCUUCGAUCACCCAAACGUUCCCGGGUUGAUGCCUCACACCUUCCCUCUCCUCCGAAACGAAAUCUCCGUAUACCCGAAAGGCAGUCGCCGUCUCGGACUUCUUUCGUCCCUCCCAGUCCCACGCGUCGUUCGCGCAAAAGACCCGAACACCGUGGAGCCCUCAGUUCCCCGUCUCAGACAACCUCCCACCCAUUCACUCUCAGGAUUGACAGCUGCUUCCUUCCAACAGAUGCAUCCCAUUUGCUUGUUCACCCCCCAUACCCAAUCGAUCUAUCCUCCCCUCAUAUACCCUCCCUACAUCCUUUAAUCAACCGUCAGACUCUCAAGGAGUUAGACCUGAGUGCUAUCCUCCGCAAUCCUCAGCUUCGUCAUGAUCUCAUGUUCGACGCGGGCUUACAGUUCAGACCAACUUCAGGUCGAAGAAAACGUGACCUUUCAGACAGGUACUGGCGUGCCGUCGCUCAGGAACUCGAAACCGGCUGCACAUGCAUUUCCUUCGACUCGCAAGGCCGACCCUGUGACUGUCUUUGCGUUUGCCAAUCCGUUGCUGCAUCCAAGGAUCAUGUCCUCAUAUUCUCCCCUUCUUCCUGCGUUCUCACUCUUCGAACACCCUCCCGUAUUCGCCUUCUGCUGACGGAGUUCCUGGAAGUUCUUCUGUUCGUCAUUCAGCCUUUGACCGGCAUCUCAGAUGCAUAUGCCCACCCAUCAACGCUUCAGCCUCAGAUCGAGCGGCAUGCAGCACAGGCCGCCCACCUCAGAUCUGUCUUCGACCCAGAUCUCAUACAACAGGAGCUACAGCACGAUCUGUUUGACCCUUCCGGCCUCUUUGUUGUAAUCGGUCAGACCCUCAAAAGCCAUUGUGCCCCGAUGCGCGACCGUGCCGUUGAUGCCAUGGUCGAAGUGGCAAAGCAGUGUGCACCUGGUGGAGGGGGAACUAAGGCCGAUGCUGUAAAAGCUGUGCGCAUGUGCCUCGAGAUCCUUGAGCUUAUGAAACUGGUUAGUCCAGCACAGGCUUACGCUUCCCAUCAGGAUAUUGCGAACCAUCAGUUGCAGGCUCUGCGUCCGUGCCUUGUUGAUACUUCCGGGCAAUAUGAACUCAAGGCCUUCAAAGGCCGCAAGGGACAGGGCUCCUCUCUUGAUAUCACACGGAAAUGGAUGGAGUCGUCACAUCGUCGUCUCCUUGCCUCACCCAUCUUAUCUCAUCCGACCUUCCCAUCCGGGUCGUUCGAUUAUCGCAAUCUUACGCAAACCCAGAAAACGUACAUCAGCGUUCUUAAGGGCCUCACAGACCUCGUUUUCGACCCCCCUUCUCCAGUCCCAUCCCCACAAUGUUCUUCCGGAUCUGCCAUUGCUGCCCCUUCAGCCAUGUGUCCGUUACCUCUAUACCCUGAGACCACUUACCUGGAUAGUGCUCGCCUAUUGGUCCUGGCUGCGGACGCUACUGACACUGCUGCAAUGUACAUGUUCUUACUCCUGUACCGUCAGCUCGUCUUCUCCGAUGCCGGUGACUCAUCAGUACCCCGGGAUCACUCUCGAGUGAACGAUGCGGAGCUGCUCAAGUUGAAACGCGAGAUACGUGACAUAUCCUCCUCGCAUCUCGGGCACUUCCUCAAAUACGGCAACUCGGACGGUGCUUUUGGUAGUGGCGGCGGAGAUUGUCCAGCUGACGACAAGUGGUGUAAGAUUAAGCGGGACAUCGUGUUGCAAGUGGCGCUGCGGGCCAAGGAAUCCCGGGGCAAUGCAUCGAGCCAAUCGGCUACUUCGACUGUGGACACCCCUUCCGCUCCGCAUGCCUAUGCACCGGAUGAGCGGACGCUCAGACUUGCCGAGGGGUGGUCUGAUACUCACAUCCGACCAAACUCGCCUCUGAGUACCAUGCUCAAGAACAAGGUGCGCGACGCGGUGUUCAGCCAAGUGGUUGCAUUGGCAUUCCCUCCGAGCGAAGCAACAACACUGGGGUCGGCCACCCAGGGGGCGCCGCCGCUCUCGUCGUCGUCGUCGUCAUCGUCCAGUAGUUCUACUGGGCUCGCCUCCGGCAUGGAACCUCUCGCUGACGAAAUCCACUUGCUCGCAGAGCGGUUGGCACGGCUGGCACAGAUCCACCUCGGCGUUUAUCUGCGGCUAUACGAGCAAGAAGACAUUCUCUCUGGCACGCCCUCCACUACAACGACAAUACCCAUAGUGCCUGAUGAGUCGGAAGCUCCUUCCACUGUCCAGGCUUGCGCAGCAGCUCCGGCAUCAUUACCGACUUUCUCGUCUUCCUCUGUUCCGCAUUCUACUUCGUAA